AUGGAUUCGUCCUUCACCAACGUCGGCACCGUCGCCGUCAUACAGCCGCCGUCAUCCGAGCCUGGCUCCGGAAGCACCGGUCUCGUGAUUGAGAACAUAGUCAUGUCGGGCGUCACCACCGCCGUUGCUGACACAAAUGGCCGCUCCCUCCUGGCCCCGUCGGCUAGGGUGGAUGAGUGGGUGUUAGGUCCCGUAUACUCGGGCUUGGCUGAUACCAGUGCUCGCUCCUUUUCGUCUGGCGGUAAGAUUGGAAGGUAUCGUAGGGACAGCGCGCUCCUGGAUGAAAAGGGUGCUUUCUAUGAGCGUCCCAAGCCGCAGUACGAGGACCGCGAUGUGGCGGACUUUCUCCACGUCAAGGAUUUUGGCGCCAAAGGCGAUGGCCAAACGGAUGACACGGCCGCCAUCCAGAAGGCUAUAAACUCCAGCCAGGGCAAGAUUUUAUUCAUUGACGCCGGCUCGUACAUUCUGACACAGACCGUCACGGUGCCGGCGGGCGUAAAAGUGAUCGGCGCGACAUGGUCCCAGCUGGUCGCCCAGGGAUCGGCCUUCUCUGAUGAGACGAAGCCCACCGUCAUGCUCGGUGUGGGCUUCCCCGGCCAGGUCGGCAACGUCGAGAUGCAGGACCUCAUCUUUACCACAAAGGGUCCUACAGCUGGCGCCGUGCUCAUCGAGUGGAAUAUGGCCGCGGAUGCAAAGGGGUCGGCUGCCCUCUGGGAUUGCCACGUCCGCAUCGGCGGCGCAACAGGCACCGACUUGACACCCACAGUGUGUCCUGCCAUAACUUCAGGUAUCGCCCCGGGCUGCAACGCCGCCAGUCUGAUGAUGCACAUCACACGGGGCGCCUCAGGAUACUUCGAGAAUAUGUGGCUGUUGGUGGCCGAUCAUAUGAUCGACGACCUGGACCUGGAGAACGCCAAUAACACCAUGGUACAGAACUCGGUACAUGUCGCGCGAGGUCUGCUGGUUGAGAGCAAUGAGCCUACCUGGCUCUAUGGCACGUCGUCGGAGCAUGCUGUUAUGUACCAGUACAAUUUCAAUAACGCCUCGAGCAUUUUUGCCGCCAUGAUCCAGACCGAGUCGCCCUACUAUCAACCCACCCCCCACCCGCCUGCCCCUUUCAGCAACACCGUCGGUAUCUCCCCUGGUGACCCGGACUACGCCUGCGCUAUGGGCGACGAGUUCAGCGGUUGCGACCAGUCGUGGGCCGUCGUGAUGCGCGGUUGCGAGGACAUCGUGGUCGCCGGGGCCGGCCUGUACUCAUGGUUCUCGACUUACAUCCAGGAUUGCAUCAGCGGGCAGCUCUGUCAGAAGGCGCUGGUGCUUCUCGAGGAUAACCACGCUAGCGUGCGCUGGGAGCAUCUUGUCACCAUCGGUGCCAAGUAUAUGGUCGUCAUGGAUGGCAAAGGCAUCGCGGCCAAGGAUAACCUCAACGUCAACGCACACCCCUUUUGGUCGCAGGUGUCGCUGCUCGACGUCACCAGUGAUGGUAAACAGUAUAACGAUAUUCUAUGGCUCGACCCCUCCAUCUGGGACAUGGCCCAGCCCGAGUUUUCAUGUCAGCCGCCCUGCCGCGUCAAGAUCCCACCGUACACAGGCGCGACCACCACAGUCAACUACCCACUCAUGACUGUCAGCAAGGAUGCGUGGACGAGCACCAUUACGGUGCGGCCCCUAACAUUGUCCAAGAUAGGAUUCGAGGUGAUGACGCUGGUCGAGGGCGGUCCCAACGUGAAGAGGGAUGGUCUAAACCGCCGGGCUUUCGAGGAAUUCUGGCCCAUCCCCGCCACAACGGCUGCCUGGCCCGUAGUCGUGUACAACGGGCCAGACGGCAGAGCAUCGACGGCGAGUCCUACUGCGGCCUAUCCAACGCCACCUCCGUCCAUCGGACCUGACGCGCCGCCGCCGCAGAAGGGCGCAUGGCCAGCGCGCCCCCUCCGGCCGCAUGUCGCCCUCCAGCCACGAGCUGCUCUCGCCGUGGACCCCAACGCCGAAAUAAGUGAACGCCUCAAGGAUUGGAUAUUUGCUGGACUGUCCGAACAAACGACCAACAACGACUCGGGUCAGGUGCCGAUCGGCGAGGGCUGGGGCUGGGACGUCCCCCAAAUUUCAUACAACGGCACCAUGCUCGUGCCCGGAGGGUUCCCCUUUGGCCAAAUCAUCGGUAUUCUCGGGGUUAUGUGCGAACAACCGCAGCAGACCACCACUACCACGACCAGGGCGCAGACAACCGAGCCUUCCAAACCCACAGAGAAGCCGCUAAAACGGCCCGACGCCAACAAGAACGAAAUUAACUGCUAUGGAAGCGGGCGGAAGAUGAGCAACAAGCGGCUGCGGAAUGGCAUCAACUCUUUCUGCAGGAACAUAGGCUCAGCGGUCGGCGUCGAGGCCCGCGGCCUAGAAGGUAGGGCCACCGGGGAGCUCAAGGCCGGCUAUAAGAAGGAAUACAUAAAGCCCUUUUCUGGACAGGAAGAGAUUCGUUUCAGUUUCGAGGUACUGGAUGGUUGCACGUGGACGUUCGACUUUGACGAGUGUACACGGUACUUCAAGACGCCUGUUGAUAGCUGUAACUGCGGUGGAGAGAACGGCAAGCAGGGCGGUCGUGGGGAAAAUGAUUGUCUCAAGUGGACGACCGACCCAAAUCGAUCCAAGUGGUAG
This is a messenger RNA of Colletotrichum truncatum, 2655 nucleotides long. RefSeq names its product LysM domain-containing protein. The record is from RefSeq and is a predicted model, not a curated record. NCBI's taxonomy places the organism in Eukaryota, Fungi, Ascomycota, Sordariomycetes, Glomerellales, Glomerellaceae. Gene Ontology annotation, molecular function: polygalacturonase activity.